Brassicogethes aeneus is the source of this 4296-nucleotide messenger RNA. The record is from the annotation of a GenBank genome assembly. Lineage: Eukaryota; Metazoa; Arthropoda; Insecta; Coleoptera; Nitidulidae.
AGAUGGAGACACAAUCGCAAAACAGUGAUGUGGCUUUGCGAAAACCGAGUUGUCAAACUAUGACAGAAUGUUUAGUUUUAAGUCGAUUUAUUUUGUUUUAUUUUACCUAGUUCUAAAUAAUGCAAAUGGGCAAAUAUCCGACAAAAGGUUGUGCUACGAUGAGAAAUGUUCAGUUCCCAUUUCAUAUGCAAAAACUCUGUUAAGUUAUUCUAGUCCAGAUGCUAGGAUCUUAUCCUUUUUGUCCAAUGAGGAAGUUAAAAUCUAUAGCAAAUCAGCUGGUUCGGAUGCAAGCUUAUGGGGGGCUGAAAUCAGAGGAAAAAGGGGUUAUGUUCCAAAAAUGCAUGUCAGGGAAUAUAGAGUUCUGAAAAAGCCAACCCAUCUGGUAGAUACUGAAUUAGUUGUAAAAGAUGUGCCUAAAAUUGAGCCAAAAAGUGUUAAAGAGGAAUUUGAAGUGGUCGAUGGCACUACAAUAUAUUUAAAUCCAGCUGAUAUAAACCCAAGUUCUACAGAAGAAUUAUUACAUUCAACAGUGGCACCUAAUAGUUCUAUCAAUAAUGUACAAACAGAAGAGAAAGUCAAUGAAAACCCCAUACCAGAGGAUAAACAAAAAGAAGAAACUCCUCAAGCCGAAGAUAAUGAUAAAAAAGAAGCCAGCACAGAAGAAAAAACCGUAGUAGAUAACGUACUUGAUACGUUAAAUAACAUGAUGGGAGGCGAAAAAACAUCUGAAGAAGAAUUCGAUGAUGAAGAGGACGAUGAUGACGAAUUCGAUGAAGACGACGACGAAACAGAAGGCGAUGAGAGCAACGAAGAAGAAGAUGUAAAACCAGAAACUGUCACAGAUAAUAAAAUAACAGAAGAACCAAGUAAAAUUGAAAAAACGCUAAACAUCACAAAUGUAUCUAACGAAACUUUAGAUCAUUUCAAACCUACAGAACCAUUAACAAAUAUGUUUGAAAAUAAUUUAAAUAUUGCAAGUUAUAGUGCAAACUUGCAAGAACCAAUUUUAAAAACCGAUACUACAAAUAAUACGAAUGUGGAAGUUCAACCUCCAAAUGUAGCAGCACCAGAACUUAAUGUUGAGGUGCCAAAAGAACCAACUGAAGAAAAUAAAGUAAUAGAUGCAUUUGAAGAAAUUAAAACUGAUACUCCAGAAAUUAAAAUUGAGGCUCCAGAAAUUCAUCUAGAGACCCCAGAAGUAAAGAUUGAACCACCAGAAGAAAUUAAAGAAAUCAAAGAGGAAGCUGAUUCAAAGUCUGAUAAAAAUGUUCAGUUAAUUGAAGAUGUAGUGCCUAAAGAAGAAAUUUUACAAGGACCUUUAGUUGAAAAUAGUAAGGAAGUAAUAAGUGAACAACCGCAUGUUGAAGAAGAAACCAAACAAGAAAAAGUUGUUGAAAAAGAACCUCUACCUCCUGUAGUUCCUGCUCCAUUUCCUGCAACCGAUUCUCCAGGUGCUGUUAAUGAGUUUGUAACACCAGAACCUAAAAACUACAAUACCGAAACCACCGACGAAAUUCCAUCAAAUAUAGUAGAACAAGAAGUUCCCACUCCAGUUCUUGUAACAGGAUCUCCAGAUGCUUUUAAUGAGUUUGUAACACCAGAACCUAAAAACUACAAUACCGAACCCAUUGACGAAGUUCUAUCAGAUGUAGAAGAACAAAAACCAUUGAGGGAAGUUAAAAUUGAAGAAAACCCAGCUACUACACAAUAUAACUUUUUCGGGAAUAAUGAAGUUAAAACAGAACAACAAAGUCAUUCUGAGACUGUAACUUCAACUGAAGCUGCAACUGCAACUGAUUCUUUAACGGAAGCUGCAACCGAGGCCCCAACUGGUUCUCUUUUUGGAAGCUUUUUUGGUGGGUCCUCAGAAGCAGUGGAAACCUCUACGAAGGAACCAGACAACCAGGAACCUUCUAAAUCCGUAGAGGAAGUUACCAAAAGAGAUGCAAUUUUGGACAUCAUUACCGAAGCCGUAAUCGAUUCCAACAAGCCGGGGGAAGAAGACACGUCUCCCAUCUUCGUCGACAAGAUUCUCGAGGCCGAUUUUAAAACUGAAGACGGCCUCUUCACGAAAAUGUACGAAUUUUUCUCGCCGAGUCGCGAAGAAGAUUCGGAGGUGCCGCUUUUGCCCGAGCUGAGCGAAGGAUUGCUGCCUUCCAAAAACGUGGAUAACGAGUCCAAUGAUAGUAGAUACUUCAGUUUCAAUGGAGAUGUACUUAUUUACCUCACCACGACGGCCGUGUCCGUGAUAAUUUUCCUGUUUGGUUACAUUGCGAUGGAUAAAAGUAAGCGCGAGACUCCGUUGAUCGCUAAGAUCAACAAGUUGGAAAAACAGUUGCUUAUCACCAUGAAGGAAAAGGAGAUCCUCGAAGAGCAAGGGUGUCUUGUCGGAACCCCCGUGCCGAUUGUGGACACCGGAGAAAUUGAAGCACUAAACCGACAAAUAGCCGAGUUAUUAAACGACAAGUCCUUGCUCGAGGAGCAGAUUCAAGCUUUGGAAAAGGAACUUGAUACGUCAACGGAAGUAGGAAUGGAACUGAAUAGAAUCGUAUCGGAAAUGUUAAACUCCACAAAUGGAAGCGAGACUUUGAAGGCAAACGUGGAGCAUCUUCAAAGACAAUUGCUGGAACAACAAGACACCAUUAAUACCAUAAACGAGACUCUGAGCCUAAAAGAAACCGAAAACGUCGAGUUACACCUGGAGUUGGAUAUAAACAAUAAGAAAAUUCUUGGUUUGCAAACUGAACUUGAUAAGACAACAGAGAAACUAUUAAAGAUAGAGGACGAGCGUGACUUGCAACAGAGCUCUUUAGAGGGCGAAAUUACUUUGUAUCAGCAAAAACACAAAGAGGCCUUAAACCAAAUUGAAGCGCUACAAGUAGAGAUCCAACAGCAAAAAUCGUUGCUUACCGAGUCUACAAGGAACGCAGAGCUAAAAGCAAAGGAAUAUAAUAUGCUCAAGAGCAGCUUGGACCAAAUUAAAGGAUUUAAAAACGACAAAGAAACUCUUAAGUCGAUCUUGGAUGUUACUACUACUAAAGCUGAGUUACAGCAAUUCAAAUCGGAGAACGAACAAUUAGCAAUUAAGUUAAGUCACGAGGAAGUAGCGCAAAUCAAUUUGAAGAAGCAAAUUGAAAGUGUAAAAGAAGAAUGUGACAGACUAAGGAACAAAUAUGAAGCAGCUGAUAAAGAAAAGUUGGAAAUUAAUACCAAGUUGGACGUUUUAAAUAAUUACUUUAAGGAAAAGGAGUCGCAAUUGCAAAAGGAAAUAAGCAGAUAUGAGAGCAUAUGGGCAACGAAAGAAGGAGAAGCCACAUCUACGACCGAACGAAUCAAAUACAUACAGGAAGAAUUACAAAAUUACAAGGCCCAGAACGAAACGUUAAAACAAGAAAUCGUUAACCAAGAGGUUGAACUAAAAUCUCAGAUUUCAGUUUUAGAAAAGAAAAUUCACGAGAAUUGGGUGACUGCUAGACAAACAGAACGAAAAUUAGAGGAUGCCAAACAAGAGGCAGCUCAGUUACGAAACAGACUAACACUUAGAGAACGAACUCUGACUGAAGAUAAAACACACAACAGAUUACAGUCUCCCAUGGAAAUGAACGGCGACCACCCUCUUUCCCCGCCCCCACUUCAAAACCCUGCCUCCCCGCCGCCGAUGCUUUAUUACUCCCGCGACCACAUGACCAAAUCCCCGCCGAUUCCCGGCCUUCCAUUCUUGCCACCGCCCCCUGGCGCUCCGUUCAUGCCGCCUCCGCCCGGCAUGCAUAACGCUUUCAUGCCGCCUCCACCGCCCCCCAACCUGUUCCCCGACAGACGGCCGCCCCCGUUGGGCCGAAUGUCGUCGCCGCCGCCGAGGUAUACGCCCGACUCGACCGUGUACUCGGGGUACGACAGGAACAGUCCGUCGCCGCCGUACGACUCCGAGUAUGGUACUAGUCCGCCGCCGCCGAACAUGAGGGCCUAUAGUCCGUACAACAGCAGGAGAGAAUACAACAGACAUGCGCAUAAGACCAACGGAAGAAAUGCAAAAGGUUCUGGAUUAAGUUCCGGUUCGGAUCAGUCUCAUGAAUCAUCAGGAAAGCCAAACAGAAAGCAGCACUCUAAAGUUUGAUAAACAUCAUCGUCUCCGUUUCAUACAAAAUUAGUUUUUUUGCGAAGACUUCGCAUUUUAAAUGUUUUUUAUUUUACGUUGAUAUUGAUAUUUUUGUUAUGAUUUCAUAUUUCACUAUAUUUUAAAUGUAUAAUUGUGUAUAAAGUUGUAUAAAGUAUUAAAAUAAAAUACGUAAAAAUCAA